Fukomys damarensis (Damara mole-rat) is the source of this 1610-nucleotide messenger RNA. RefSeq names its product epithelial membrane protein 2 (gene Emp2). The transcript is spliced from 4 exons. Gene Ontology annotation, cellular component: plasma membrane. The record is from RefSeq and is a predicted model, not a curated record. The coding region runs from base 55 to 555 and encodes 166 amino acids. Lineage: Eukaryota; Metazoa; Chordata; Mammalia; Rodentia; Bathyergidae.
CACCUCCUCCUCUGGGCUUCAGUGUGAGCUCUCGGCCCACCCUGCUCUGUGAACAUGUUGGUGCUUCUUUUCUUCAUCAUUGCCUUCCACAUCACCUCUUCAGCUCUGCUGUUCAUUGCCACCAUCGACAAUACCUGGUGGGUAGGAGAGGACUUUUUUGCAGAUGUCUGGAGGGUGUGCGUCAACACCACGAACUGUACAGAAAUCAAUGAGAACUUCGAGGAUUACUCCAUAAUGCAGGCCGUGCAGGCCUCCAUGAUCCUGUCCACCAUCCUCUGCUGCAUCGCCUUCGUCAUCUUCCUGCUGCAGCUCUUCCGCCUCAAGCAGGGGGAGAGGUUCAUCCUGACCGCCACCAUCCAGCUCAUGUCGUGUCUGUGCGUCAUGAUUGGUGCUGCGAUUUACACCGACCGCCGAGAGGACUUUCACAGGACAAACCUUGUCUACUUGCAGACAUCAGAAGGCAGAUACGGCUACUCGUUCAUCCUGGCCUGGGUGGCCUUCGCCUUCACCUUGGUCAGCAGCCUCAUGUACACCGUCCUGCGGAAGCGCAAAUAGAGCCACGGAGCUGGGUCCCGGCUCUGCAGAAUCCACACCAGAUAACCAUUUUGUAUAUAACCUUUUUUUUUUUUUGUGUGGUUUUUCUAGCAAACAUAUUGUUUCCUUUAGAAGCCAAAAAGGGAUGGGGGACGGGAGUGGAGAGAGAGGAGUUCUUGUGUUUUUGAGAUCAGAGGAUAGGCUGGUAUUCAGAACUCCUGCCUACCCAAGAGUCUCAGCAGGACAAAGGCACAAUCCAGGGAGCACUGGGUGGGAUGUUUCUUAAACCUGGGGCUGGGGAGGGGUGUGGAGAGCAGGCUGGGUCUCUGGGAGGUGCUGCCUAUAAGGCUUGGCCUCGCCCCCCCACCCCCUCCUCAACUUCCCUUCCUGAAUCUGUCCCCAGGUGGAAGAGGUGGUGAGGAGGGACCCAGGUGAGGGCUUACAGUGUCCUCAGUGGCUGAGCCCAAGUUCACCUGAGAACCAGGUGUGGACAGCCCCCGAUGUCCUGUCUACAAGGAAACCAGAGCCCUUGUCCCCCUGCAGUGGGGUGGGGUUGCCACCCGGAAUUGCUGUCAGUGUCUCUGACUUGCCUUAGGGGCAGUGAUCUUCCGGUAGUCCUCAGAUGUAGGCAAAGCAUCUCUACAAGUGAUUCCAUGGACCCUAUUUUAACACGCAGACUCCAGGUGCACUCCCCCGACCCACAGCCUAGGUCUUCAGGGGACGGCCCUGGGAAUCUGCAUUUCUAACAAGCUCCUCGGAAGGUGCUGGGAUGCACUGGCUUGGACACUACAAGCCCCAAGCCAGGUGAGCAGGCUGCUAGCAGACUUGUGUGGAGAAGGCCCAUUCCAGCCAGACAAGGCUUCCGUAUCAGCACUCAGUUCUUGCUGACUCUUCCACAGCUGUUUACAUCCGGGCCACCUGCGCUGCGCUCCCAGGCAUGUGUCCCAGAGGCCCCACACCUUCCCGGGCCUCUUUCUUCUCUUCCGGCCCUGUGCCCUAGAGCUGGCUGCCUCUGCUAACUCCCAUCCCUGCAGCCCCAGAGAACCAUCCACCGUUCUCUCACUUGCUCGUUUAUU